Messenger RNA from Plasmodium adleri (nom. inval.), 1017 nucleotides. Its product is annotated as alpha/beta hydrolase, putative. The transcript has 7 exons. The coding region runs from base 1 to 1017 and encodes 338 amino acids. The record is from RefSeq and is a predicted model, not a curated record. NCBI's taxonomy places the organism in Eukaryota, Apicomplexa, Aconoidasida, Haemosporida, Plasmodiidae.
AUGUAUUCACAAUACGACAUAGAAUAUGAAUAUGUUACAUGUACCAAAGGAUAUACGUUCAUAAUAUAUUCUCCAAAUUUAUUUGAAAAUGUAAAUGCAAAAAAAAGUGAUUCUACAUCACCAUAUACUGAGAAUAAUAAGGAUGAUGAAGAAGAAGAAGAGCAACAACAAGACGAUAUAAAUAAUGAAAAUAUUAUUGUUUUAUUUUUACAUGGAUUAAACGGAAAUAGUUAUCAAUUUGAAAACGUCUUUUAUACAUUAAUACAUUUUAACUAUAAAUUUAUAUCACUAGAUUUUUAUGGGCAUGGGAAUAGUAGUCUCUUACGAAACGUUAAUAAAUUUACAGAAAAAUUAUUCAUAGAACAAAUAUAUGAUGUUUUAAAAAAAAAAAAUAUAUUUAAUUCUAAUUUUGUUGUUAUUGGAUUUUCUAUGGGUUGUAUUAUAGCAGCACAUUUAUCUGUCGAUAAUAAACUAAAGAUAAAAAAGUACUGCUUAAUAAGCGCAGCCGGACUAGCCAAACCAAGGCAUCGAUUUUUACAUUUUUUAUUAAAACAUAACAUUCGUCUUUGUCUACGAGUCGCAAAAAGAUAUAGUUAUUUAUUUGUAAAUGAAGAAGCAUUUAAAAAUGAAUAUAAUGAUAUUCAGAACAAUGCUUAUUAUAGUCAUAACAGAUAUUCUGUUCUAAAAGAAAAUCAUGAAAAAUUUAUAGAGACAUUCUUAAAAGUUCUGACUGGGACAAAAAUACAAGAUUCUAAAAAAUAUUAUAGCGCCUUCUUGAAAAAAAAUUCAGACGUUCUCUUCAUUUAUGGAAGAGAUGAUGAUGUUACACCUUAUGCUUAUACAAUAAAAUUUUUAGAAAAACAAAAAAAAUAUAUAAAUAAUGUUAAACUAAUAAUAUUUCCUGAAUGCUCACAUCUUGUAUUAACAGAAAAAUCAUAUGAAUUAGUUCAACAUAUUAUUUAUUUUUUACAAAAUAAAUAUAUAUAUAAUGUAGAAAAAAAUAGUGACGAUAUAUAA